Nothoprocta perdicaria is the source of this 2250-nucleotide messenger RNA. RefSeq names its product melanocortin 5 receptor (gene MC5R). The transcript has 2 exons. Gene Ontology annotation, cellular component: membrane. Gene Ontology annotation, molecular function: melanocortin receptor activity. NCBI's taxonomy places the organism in Eukaryota, Metazoa, Chordata, Aves, Tinamiformes, Tinamidae. Bases 204 to 1274 code for a protein of 356 amino acids. The record is from RefSeq and is a predicted model, not a curated record. Gene Ontology annotation, biological process: G protein-coupled receptor signaling pathway.
UUAAAGAUUUUGAGUUUUGUUUGUACUGAGUCACUGACAAUCAGCCAGAAGUGUUCUUCAGAUUAAGAAAGUGAUGACUUAUGAAUUGUCCUGAAUAUUCUCAUUGCUGAAGGAAACAUUGAAUAAAUACUCCCAGCCUGGAAUAGUAAGCUUAUUUUCAUGGUAGAAAUCCAUCCACACCAACUCUGUAACCUUAGUGCAUCAUGGAAUGUAUGGAUUUGCCUUGGUUCUUUUGCCUGUUGGAAAAUGCAUUUAUUUCACUCCCUGGCAAGUCCCUCAGAAAGUACAGAACGUAUUUGUUUCCAGAGAUGAACACGUCCUCUCCACUGAACUUUUCUGAACAAAAUCUGAGUGCCCCUGGCAGCAACUUUACUGUGCCUACUGUCAAGAGCAAGUCAUCACCAUGUGAACAAGUGGUCAUUGCAGCCGAGGUGUUCCUAACUCUGGGCAUUGUAAGCCUCCUUGAAAAUAUCUUAGUUAUAUGUGCAAUAGCAAAGAACAAGAACUUGCAUUUGCCCAUGUAUUUCUUUGUCUGCAGUUUAGCAGUAGCUGACAUGCUGGUCAGUGUGUCUAAUGCUUGGGAGACCAUAACAAUAUACUUAAUAAAUAAUAGGCACAUAAUCAUGGAAGAUGCCUUCAUCCGUCAUAUAGACAAUGUCUUUGAUUCAAUGAUCUGCAUCUCUGUGGUGGCUUCCAUGUGCAGUUUGCUGGCUAUAGCAGUAGACAGGUAUAUCACUAUCUUCUAUGCCUUGCGUUAUCACAGCAUCAUGACAGUGAAAAGAUCGGGGCUCAUCAUUGCAUGUAUCUGGACCUUUUGCACAGGCUGUGGCAUUAUCUUCAUUAUUUAUUAUGAAUCAACUUAUGUUAUCAUCUGUCUCAUCACUAUGUUUUUCACCAUGUUGUUCCUCAUGGUCUCACUAUACAUCCAUAUGUUCCUCCUGGCUCGUACUCAUGUGAAGAAAAUAGCAGCUUUGCCUGGAUACAACUCCGUCCAUCAAAGAACCAGCCUGAAGGGAGCCAUCACUCUGACUAUGCUACUAGGUAUCUUCAUUUUUUGCUGGGCUCCAUUCUUUCUCCAUCUCAUCCUGAUGAUCWCCUGCCCUCAAAACCUCUACUGCGUUUGCUUCAUGUCUCACUUCAACAUGUACCUCAUUCUCAUUAUGUGCAACUCAGUGAUUGAUCCCUUGAUCUACGCAUUUCGUAGCCAGGAAAUGAGGAAGACCUUCAAGGAGAUAAUUUGUUGCUGUAGCCUGAGGAUGAUCUGCGGGUUAUAGAACAAGUAUUAGGACAGCCAAGCCAAACAGAUUUAUUGGUGAAGAGAACUGAAAUGCAACAGUUUGCUGCUGAUUACAAUACUGUGGAAAAGCCUAUGGAAUAUCUUUGUUCAUUUUUCAUAUUUCUGUGGCAAUCAAAACCCAAUUUUUUAAUAAGUAAAACUGUUCUUGCACUCCAUGCCCCUUCCUCAUGCUGGUGGUAAGAGCUACUCAGUACAUCUGUAUCAAGGGGAAAAAWUUUUUUUGAAUCUCAUAUACUUAUUGAAGACUCUGCAUCUUUUAAGAGUCAUGUGCAGGGAAAGUUGUAUUUUCCCUUCUGCCUGAUGCAAAUGAGUCCCUUGGCCUCAGUAUGCAUUUAUCUUCAUAUUCUCUGUCUGUCAAGAUACAGCAGAGCGGAUACUGAUCUCCAGAGUAGUUUGUUUGCUGUUUUCUUCCUAAUACAUUAAAUCAGAGAAGUAACUCCAAUUAUCAGAGUUGCUAUACCUUGGUCAACACCGUUGUGACUAAGAACAUAUGAACAUACCAACAGUUGUGUAUUGUGGUCAUGACUUUUACUGUCAUAAAAUAAGCAUUAUGUAAGAUAAGAUAUAUUUCCUGAUAAGAAUGCAAUAUUUUUCCGUAUCUGACAAUGUCUUCUAAUUCCUUAUCACCAAAUCUGUGGAAAGAUAUACCCUAGACUGAUUUUCAGUUGGUAGUACCUGAACAUGAAGAAUGAGCUUAUUCUAGUUUGUCUAGUUUGUCUAUUUAGUCUAGUUUGUCUGUUUCUCCUAUUCAUGAGGGCUGUGGAAGUAAAACACACAAGGUUCCUAAGACCUGGAAACCACCAUGCAUUCUGUGUGAGCAAUUUGCAUCUAGUCAUAAGCAUGCUGUUCUGUAACUGCUGUGCAACAUCSAGAAUUAUUGGAUUUGUCACAGACAAGAGAAGUACCUCUGUAGUACUGGUUACCUGGUGCUGUGGAAUAGUACACAUCUUGCA